AAUUUCACCUCGCCCUCACCCUCCGCUCUCCGUGCAAUUGUCGUCUUGGAACGCCAAUUGGCCGUCGCUGCGUCCUCCAGUUCGGGCAAUUUUUUCGAUCUGUGGUCAUCCCUCCUCCAGCCAUGCUCUCGAGAGCUGCCCGCCCGGCCCUCAAGGCCGGCAAUGCAGUCCUUGCUCGGUCUGCGCCUGCCAAUGCCGCCAACUUCGCUACCCUCCGUGAAAUCGAGGGCCGCUUGAAGUCCAUCAAGAACAUCGAGAAAAUCACCAACACCAUGAAGAUCGUUGCUUCCACCCGUCUUACCAAAGCCCAGAGAGCCAUGAGCGUCUCCCGUGCCUAUGGUCAAACCUCAGAGACCGUCUUCGAAAAUGCCGAGACCAAGCCACUUGAGAACAAGAAGACCCUCUUCGUCGUCGCCAGCUCCGAUAAGGGUCUCUGUGGCGGCAUCCACUCCGGCCUCAGCAAGGCUACUCGAAGGAUGAUAGAAGCGCAACCUGACGCCGAUAUCGUUGUUCUCGGCGAAAAGUCCAAGGGUCAACUCGGCAGAACCAAUGACAAGAACAUCGUCAUGAGUUUCUCUGGCGUUGGAAAGGACAUCCCCACUUUCGCCGACGCCCAGGCCAUUGCCGACCAGAUCUCUCUCUUGCCAACGGACUACGCCAGCAUCAAAAUUGUCUACAAUAAGUUCCUCAACGCCCAAAGCUAUGAGCCCGUUACCGUUGAAGCUUUCUCCGAAGAGGCUAUCAUUCAAUCCCCCAAUGUCGUUGCUUUCGAGGUUGACAACGAGGUUCUUGCAAACCUUCGAGAAUACGCCCUCGCCAACAGCUUGUACUGGGCCUUGGCUGAAGGACACGCUUGCGAAAUUUCCGCUCGUCGCAAUGCUAUGGAUAACGCUUCCAAGAACGCUGGUGACAUGAUUAGCCGAUUCCAGAUCCUUUACAACAGACAGCGUCAAGCCGCUAUUACUGGCGAAUUGGUUGAGAUUAUUACUGGUGCCACUGCCAGUGAGGAAAUGUAAUGUGCUAUCUUGGCUGCCGUUGUCUGCCAGUGUCUCGAGGCAUGUAGAGUUUCCGUACAGUUCUAGAUCAUGUAAACA
Molecule: messenger RNA, 1094 nt
Organism: Coccidioides posadasii C735 delta SOWgp
Lineage: Eukaryota; Fungi; Ascomycota; Eurotiomycetes; Onygenales; Onygenaceae
Gene: ATP3
Product: atp3 gamma subunit of the F1 sector of mitochondrial F1F0 ATP synthase
Biological process (GO): proton motive force-driven ATP synthesis
Molecular function (GO): proton-transporting ATP synthase activity, rotational mechanism
Source: RefSeq, a predicted model, not a curated record